Fundulus heteroclitus (mummichog) is the source of this 2626-nucleotide messenger RNA. It is a transcript of the gene cdc42, whose product is annotated as cell division cycle 42. Gene Ontology annotation, molecular function: GTPase activity; GTP binding. Gene Ontology annotation, biological process: small GTPase-mediated signal transduction; modification of synaptic structure. Lineage: Eukaryota; Metazoa; Chordata; Actinopteri; Cyprinodontiformes; Fundulidae. Bases 169 to 744 code for a protein of 191 amino acids. Gene Ontology annotation, cellular component: dendritic spine. The transcript has 6 exons. The record is from RefSeq and is a predicted model, not a curated record.
GUAUUACGUCAAUUGAAUAAACGGAAUGACGUAGCGACCUCUACGCACUCACCGUGUCCUUGCUCAACUGACUGGGAAACCCCUAGUGUGGAGCUGCCAACGCCCGGUGUAGAAGCUAAAAUUGAGAAUACGGUCUUGAAUGAGCCAGGUAGACUGUAAAACCCAGCUAUGCAGACCAUCAAGUGUGUUGUAGUCGGGGACGGUGCUGUGGGUAAAACCUGCUUGCUCAUCUCUUACACUACGAACAAGUUCCCCUCUGAAUAUGUACCUACGGUGUUUGACAACUAUGCUGUAACUGUAAUGAUUGGAGGUGAACCCUAUACCUUGGGCUUGUUUGAUACAGCAGGUCAAGAAGACUACGACAGAUUACGUCCCUUGAGUUAUCCCCAGACAGACGUGUUCCUCGUCUGUUUUUCAGUCGUGUCCCCUUCCUCCUUUGAAAAUGUCAAAGAAAAGUGGGUUCCUGAGAUCACCCACCACUGUCCAAAGACGCCCUUCCUUCUAGUUGGGACACAAAUCGACUUGCGGGAUGAUCCCUCAACCAUAGAGAAACUGGCCAAGAACAAGCAAAAGCCCAUCACUCCAGAGACGGCAGAGAAGCUGGCGAGGGACCUAAAGGCGGUUAAAUAUGUCGAAUGCUCAGCCCUCACACAGCGAGGACUGAAGAAUGUUUUUGAUGAAGCUAUCCUAGCUGCCCUAGAGCCACCUGAGACGCAAAGAAACAGGAAAUGCUGUAUAUUUUAAUCUUUCUGUUCCACUGCUCUCGUCUCUUCUGGUUGCCGCUAUGUUCGUCCUCUCUACAUUCCAUAUCCCGUCUUCUUUCUUUUCCAUUUUAUGAAAUGUAUAAAUCUGCUAGAGAGGUCUCGUCAUUCUCUGAGGGUGCAGUUUUACUGAUGUUUUCUUGGUGUGAUGGAGUCCCUUUUAGCCCUGUGUUUGUGUUUGUCACGUAGGGCUUUGCUUCAUCUAGAUCUAACUAAUGUCAGAAGGAUGAAGGCUUGUUGACCCAAAGUAGAACAGGAAGCAUAGUUUCCAUCGUUAAUGGAGGCGCACCGAGAACCAUGGUGGUGACUGUAUUUUUAACAUUUUCAGCUUGGGCCUGACUCAUAAUCAGACCGGAUCUCUUUCAGAUUAGUGAACUAAUGCUGCACAAUAUAUCACCAUCGCAAUACCAGUAGGUGCAAGAGUUAUAUCGCAAAGUACUGGAGUUCAAUAAUUGUUGGCUAAUCUAUUUAAAAGUCAUGAAUUAGCAUUUUUCAUGCUAAUGUAAUGUUAAGCCAGUUGGACAGAGGCUAACACCAACAAAUGCUCACUGAACACUGACGUUGGCCAAGAUGCUUAAAGUCACAGAGUGAUGGAGUAUAGAUGAGAACGAGAGGAAAGAAGAAGAUAGAAAAUCUUGCCAUGGUUAUAUUGAUUGUGAUAUAUGCCUAAGAUCAUGUAGCCCUCCAGUGAACCCACAAGACUUCCAUCCCACCAAGCGCAGCAACAGCUAAACUCUUCAGUGUGGAGGUUGUUACUGGGGGAAGAAGACUCAGCUUUAUUGGGUGUUAGUAAUGUUUCACAGGAAGUCAGGAAGGAUAAGAAUGUAGGGAACUAUUUAGGGGAAAACGGGCUUGUCUGAGAAAGUCUCAUUCAGUUUUAUAACAGAUAACAGGAGGGCUGAACGAAAUGCAGCAAAGCUGCUCGCUUUCAUAUCUUUCAACCUCCAACUUGAACAUUUAUUGGAUUUGGAAACAUUGAAAGCUUUUAGGAAAUGUUAGUUAAUGGCAGGAUCCACCUUCUUUCCAGUGCAACCAUGGAGCGUUGUCUAUACACACUUCCCACACGCCUGAAGUGGAAGCGAUUCAUCCCUCUAAACUGCCAUGUUGGUAGGCAACCGCGAUCAUCAUGGCUUCCAGACAACCAGGAAGUAAAUUGAGACUCUUGACCAGUGUGCAAAAGAAAGUUGCAGCCAUACAACCAGUGUUUUAUGGGCUCAGCUAAGGACGUCCGAACUCUUCCUGUUAAUAACACAGUUCUGGUGACUGGCAGAGUGAGUAAUUACAAAAACACACGUACAUGUCCCUGCUAGUUGCAGAUACAGGCUACAGUAGCUAAGCUCAUUUGGCUAGUGCUGCAGUAAAUAUCACAGAUAUUCCCCUCAGUAUAGUAUACUCAUUGUGUAUAUAUAAAGCGGAGGAGCGAGAGUUCACCAUGAGGAAGUUUAGCAUAGCGUAGCUAAGGUAACCACAGCAGAGACUCAUUAAAUCAUGAAGAAAAUAGUUACCGUAAUAAAGGUGCUUGGAGCAAAGUCCUGCUGUCUUCGAUGGCUAAAACUUGCAGUCGGUCCACUUGCAGUCUUUUAUACUUAUAGUGAAAACAGCGCUUUGCUGAACCGUCUGCUCGGUUAGAACAUCCUUUUACCCAACAGGAAAUAACUAUUGCAAGCUUUGUAAACAAAUGAAAAUAAAUACUCCUCUGUAGUCAAACUCACUCUGCCGUUUCUAAAGCGAUUCUACCUACCAACAUGGCGGCUAGCGACAGAAUGGCCGGAUGCAGGGUUGAUUUGCUGGGGGGAUGGGGGGGGAUUUUCCCCCCCUUCUGGUUGUGACGUCCCCCCCUCUGGUCAUUCGUGUUUUAUCCCUGG